This is a messenger RNA of Ochotona curzoniae (black-lipped pika), 5252 nucleotides long. RefSeq names its product Kruppel like factor 3 (gene KLF3). Gene Ontology annotation, molecular function: RNA polymerase II cis-regulatory region sequence-specific DNA binding; DNA-binding transcription factor activity, RNA polymerase II-specific. Gene Ontology annotation, biological process: regulation of transcription by RNA polymerase II. The record is from RefSeq and is a predicted model, not a curated record. The coding region runs from base 213 to 1514 and encodes 433 amino acids. The transcript has 6 exons. Lineage: Eukaryota; Metazoa; Chordata; Mammalia; Lagomorpha; Ochotonidae.
UGGAUUGAGAGUGGACCUCAGGCUGCCCCAGCCUGGCGGGGCGGAGAGAUUUCGCUGUGUUGUUACCUUUGCACCUGUCCUUAUUUACAUGCAAAAUCAAUUGCUUCACUCGGUCUUUCCGAAGUACAGGGUGUGGGCAGAAUCUUAUCUGAAGCCAUGUCCUGUUUGGACAAGUUGGACUUGCCUUGGCCGCACUCCAUGGGGUGGAGCAGAUGGGUGGAGGCCGGAAAGUAAAACGGGGUGGCUUGUUCGCAGGGAGGGCGGAGUGUUUGCUCGCCUGCUCGGUCCAUUUCAUCCCAGGCAGAGUAACUCCCUGCCUGCUCUGCCCCUCACAAAAACACUGCCCAUGCCAAGCUAGCAACUCUAUGAGGGGCAAAGACCUGGCAAUAGUCGGUGGACUUUUUUCCUUUUCCGGUCGGCCACCAAGGAUUGAGACCAAGCACCAGAGCACCCUAGAAAGUCUCACAAAAAGAAUGCUCAUGUUUGACCCGGUCCCUGUCAAGCAAGAGGCCAUGGACCCUGUCUCGGUGUCCUACCCGUCUAAUUACAUGGAGUCGAUGAAGCCCAACAAGUAUGGGGUCAUUUACUCGACACCAUUGCCUGAUAAGUUCUUUCAGCCCCCAGAAGGCCUGUCACACGGGAUCCAGAUGGAGCCGGUGGACCUCACGGUGAACAAGCGGAGCUCGCCGCCUGCACCACCUGGGAGCUCUCCGUCCUCCCUCAAGUUCCCGUCCUCACACCGCAGAGCCUCACCCGGACUGAGCAUGCCCUCCUCCAGCCCACCCAUGAAAAAAUACUCGCCGCCUUCCCCCGGCGUGCAGCCCUUCGGUGUGCCGCUGUCCAUGCCGCCAGUGAUGGCGGCUGCCCUCUCCCGGCACGGGAUCCGGAGCCCAGGAAUCCUGCCCGUCAUCCAGCCUGUCGUGGUGCAGCCCGUCCCCUUCAUGUACACAAGUCACCUCCAGCAGCCGCUCAUGGUCUCCUUGUCAGAGGAGAUGGAAAACUCCAACAGUAGCAUGCAAGUACCUGUAAUUGAAUCAUAUGAGAAGCCCAUAUUACAGAAAAAAAUUAAAAUAGAACCCGGGAUCGAACCACAGAGGACAGAUUAUUAUCCUGAAGAAAUGUCACCCCCUUUAAUGAACUCAGUGUCCCCCCCGCAAGCCUUGUUGCAAGAGAAUCACCCUUCGGUCAUAGUGCAGCCUGGCAAGAGACCUUUACCUGUGGAAUCUCCAGACACACAGAGGAAGCGGAGGAUACACAGAUGUGAUUAUGACGGGUGCAACAAAGUGUACACAAAGAGCUCCCACUUGAAAGCCCACAGAAGGACACACACAGGAGAAAAGCCCUACAAAUGUACAUGGGAAGGGUGCACGUGGAAGUUUGCUCGGUCUGAUGAACUGACAAGACAUUUCCGCAAACACACUGGCAUCAAACCGUUCCAGUGUCCAGACUGUGACCGCAGCUUCUCCCGUUCUGACCACCUGGCCCUCCACAGGAAGCGCCACAUGCUGGUCUGAAGGCCUCUGCCUCCCACCACAGCCCCACGCCCACUCUCCUGGUUCUCUUCUGUCCUCCCGCCCAUCGUCUAACUCAUUUUUUACGUGUACAUUUUAAUUUGGAUUCAGCUGGCCUGAAUCUUUGAAUUUGUAUCAUUCAAAACUUCCGUACGGUCAGUAGUAGAUCCUCUCUAAUGCUCCCUUCUCCUUACCACGGGUCAGACCUAAAGAAUGUGAACACUUUUUUUUUCCUGGGGAUGCUAAGCAAACCCUUCUUACAGACACGUUUAAUGUCAUGAGAACAAGGGAACAUGUAAACUAGCACAUGCAGUUGUCAGUUUGUCCAUGUAUGCCUCAAAAGAAUAUCAAAGUAAACGUGUUAGAAACACAGUAUGCAGCCUGAUAAUCCUUGCCAGAGACUUCGCAGUCCUGCGCCCCUGUGUUCACACUGGAGGCCCCGGCCACACCAAGAGGGGCGAGCCCCUGCACCAAAUAGCUACAGUGCAGCACAGUGUCAGAACCAGUGGCAGUCAGCACUUCCUGUGUCCUUCCCACAAAUCCCACUGGUCGGCCUGGAGUGACUGCUGUACCCGAGCGAGUUCUUGGCCUGACUGUGCCUACAGCUCAGAUGGAGUCCUCUGCUACUGUGGGGAGAUGAGCCAGAGCUGCUGACUUAGGUGGCUGACACAGUAGCAGUUCAAGGGAUGGAUGCUGUGCUUCUGUAGUGUGGAGUGGCAGAAGGUGGGGCACGAAGGAGGCAGGCGACAGUUCCUCCCCCAGCAUUGGGGUUAUCAACCAGGUUUCCGCUCUUGCUGUGUGUGCUGCAGUCUGCGGCUUAGGUCCUUGCACCCUCAGGUCUGCAGAGGCGUGCAGCAAAGCUAGGCUGCAGAGGUGUUGUCCUUGAGGCUGUCUGUAUUCCUGCCAUGGCCUCAUGGAUCAGACAGCAUGGGUAACAGGGCCUCUGCAGAGGUACUUGUUCAGUAAUAGUGAAAAAACUUGGGGCUAAGCGAGUCUUUUCUCUCCCUCCGCUACCCCACCUGCCCAUAGCUGGUUUUCUGGGUUUGUUUUUCGGUUUUUGUUUUGUUAUAUUAUGUUUUGUUUUGUUUUGUUUUGUUUUCAAACAGGGGAAUGUUAAGUGGUACUUGUAGUCCCAUAUCAAAUUAAUCACCUAGUUUGGCUGCAGUAACUCUGCUCGGUGAGCUGUGAGGUGCCAAAUCGGCUGUCAGCUGUGGUUAUAACACACAUCCUAAGUAAGCAUCUGCUCACGCUCCAACGAUCCACUCCCUGAAGGCCUGAGUAUCUGUUUGCAAGUAGGAUUCAUUAUGAAGCACACACAUAUCUUUGUUUUUGAAAGAUAGAAAACCACAGUUCAUGGAUUUAUAUCUGUAGCUCAGAAAACUCACAACAAUUCCUUGGUGGAGCUAGCAAUUUCCUAUUAUCUAGUACACUAUCCAAAGAAUAAACUGAAAGAAAAAAUUAAUGACUCGUGUUUAUGUUAAGUGUGAAUAGCACCAUGAUUUGGGGAAAUUUUUCAAAAGCAGGCUUUUGAGCACCACAGUCUAAAUGCCAAUAAAACUAAUUCAUACAUCUAGAUGCCAUUGGUCCUAAAUUUGAAGAAAGUGGGCGAUGGUGGUCAUACGUGGGUGCACAUAACGGAAUGUCCCUUCAUCCUCCGUAAAGGAUGGAGGAGAAGAGAGAAGAAUGGAAUCCUGAAGACCCAUCCCAGCCAUUACUCAGGACCCAACACAGCCCUACGUGGGAGGAAUGCAUUGCUUCGGCUCAGACAUCCAUGAACGAGUGAUUGUGGAGGCGUGUGGCUUAGGAGGAGAGCUUACUUUGGCGCUGAGUUCAUGAACAUUAGUCCCCAAGAGGUCCUGUUCGUCCACCCUGGGAACCAGCUGAAAGGAAACAGUCGAGGGAGGCAAAGGCAAUUGUUAUCGUGGCACUUGGGUUUGAUAUUCUUUUUCUUUUUUUCAGCACUGCAAAAUUUGUUUAGAAUAUGAAAAUAUUGUAAUUGGACCUUUUUUUUUUUCCUUUUCUGCAAUUAUGACGUGAAUUGAGGAAUAAAAAUGGCUCUUGGAAAAGCAGGUAUUGUCUGUAUUGUAAAUGCUUAGUCACGUUCCUGCCAAAAUGUUCAUUUCCUGAAAUGGCUUUUCCACCACACAGUGGAGAAUCCAGCUGGACUGCAAAGAACUUGUCCGGGUAGAGAUGCCUAGUCUGUGUUCUAGCUUGGAAGGAAGUGGAGAGGGGAACAAGAAAGGUUGAUCUUUGAAUCUGCUUUGAGGCCAAGUCCAGUGAGUAGAAAGCUUCAUGCUUCUCAUGAGGUAUGAUGUGUCUGUUGUGUGCAUGCUCAGUAUAAAAUUUUGACCUUAAAUUUUUGCAAAAGAGCAAGCAAGACCCUGCAAAGACACUCUCACAAGCUUGCAUAUGUUAACAGUGUGUGAACACAGAUUUGUUUUAACUCUGAAAGGAAUGCAGUCCAGAGACAGUUCUCUGUCCCCAUGCUGGUCAACAAUGUUUUAGUGACCAAUUGGCCCUUAACAAAUUUUCCUUUUAUCUCUUUGUGUUUUUGCUGUAGUAGUGGAGAAAUUUAGUUUUGUAGUCACUUUUAGUUGUUUUGGAAGACCUCAACUACAAGAUGAGAUGCCCUUGUACAUGUGGUUUAAUGGUGUACCAUGUUCCUAUCAAUGGUGAUUUCUGUUGCAAUAUUUUAAAUGAUGAGGAUAGUGUGAACGAGUUGAUGUCACAUAAAUUCUAUUUGUUAGAGAGUUUUUGCAGUUAAGUAUGUUGAAGAAGUUGGAAACAAGUACGAAUUCAUCAGAUUGUAGUGUCUCAAAAUGUGAAGCAACAGCAUAAAUGGGCAUUAACCAUUCUAAAUCAUUUGGUUUGCAGAAUAUGUUAGCAGCAUAGCUACAUUGAGCUAAGGAGAUGUUAAAUACACAGAAGUUUCGAGAGCCUAGGAACAGAAUUAAAGGGGAACUAUAUAUAUGUGUGUAUAUUUUAUUAAACAUCCAUCUGCACUAUCAGUAUUGCACUAAUGUGGAAUUGGAAAGACUAUUACUGACACUGUAUAUCUGCACAUCAUUCCUGAGGUAGAUUGUUUGAAAGACAAUCUCAAAGAUCUAAGAGUUUGAAAGGAUUUGGCUUGAAAAUAUACAGUUGUCUUGAAGGAAUUGCUGUCAUACAUGAAGUUACUCAGUUUUUAUUUUCUUCUUGGUCAAGGUUAACAUUUUCUAAAUGAUUGCAAAUCCACUUAAUACAUUUGCAAAGCCAUUUUACAUGCAUUAAACAAGGGCUACAAAGAUAUGAUUUUACAGAUACUAGCACUUUUUUUUCCUAUGUUAUGUACUUAGUGUUAGAGGGUCAAAAUAAUCUUUCUGCUUAGCAUCUCUUAAACCAUACCUGCAAGUGUAGCAGGACUAUUACAUUUAUAGUACUUUAAUACUUGUAUAAACUAUGCAGAAAUUUUUAAUAAAGUGUAAUAUAUUUUAUAAGCUAAUAAGACUGAAUGGGUAAAGGUUUUUAGCAUGCGUUAGUAUACUUGCAGAUACUGAAACAUUUUGGUAAUCUUUCUUACUAAAGAUGUGAAUGUUUAAUGUACCUUCUCUGUUUCUACUCUGUAGUCCAAUGGGAAUUCAGUAAUGACAUUUUGUCAUGUCGAACUGUGAACAUAAAUUUGUACUGUACAGUCCUCAUAUACUAUAUACAGUAUGCAAUAUAUGUAUUAUAUACUUGUUAAUAAAACCAUCAGAAUAUUAA